UUUUCAUUCUCGGCUACAAGCUAGCUUAGCUUAGCUCGCUCCAUAUACUCGUUUCAGAAGCUUUCUCCUGUUUAUAAACGUUUGCAUUCUGCUUGCCACCAAGUAUAUAGGGGUCAAUAUAUAUUUUUAAUCUGUAAACUGUGUGCUUGUGUAGUCAUCGCGUUGUCCUGCAUUUGUGUACACCAAGUGGGUGCUAGCUUUCUGGCUGACAUUCACUUUUGUUUAUCUGACAAAAAAAUAUUCACAAUGGAACCUGCCUGCCGUAAGGACAAGCCGAAGCUAAACAGUACCCCAACCAGAGGAGACCGAUCAAAACAGAAAUCUGCACAGCAGGAACUUAAACAGCGACAACGUGCAGAGAUCUACGCUUUGAACAAGGUGAUGACUGAGCUGGAACAUCAGCAGUUUGAAAAGUUUUGCAAACAGAUGCAGCCACAAGGGGAAUGAAAUUGACGUCUUUGCUGCCUCGAUCACGGUUUUUCCUGGCUCAAACUGAGGGAGAGGCGGUACUAUUUAAUCACUCACACAUAUGCAUAUGCCGCUCUCACCACUGCAGCGAACAAUAUUUAGUUUAGCUAAAUCAUAUGUUGGAAUACAUCUCUGUUUUAGGGGCAGUAGGUAGUUUUUAUAUAAUAUAUAUAAUAUUUAUUGGUGUUUGAGAUUGAAAGGAUAUGAAAUACUUAAUGAUGGGGUGCUGUGGAUCAGUGGUAGUGUAGUUGUUCCCCAACCCAGAGGUUUUGGAUUCAAUUCCCCACCCUGGUGACCUCGCCUAAGUAUCCUUGAGCAAGAUACUGAACCCCGCGUUGCUCCUGAUGCUGCAUCAUCAGUUGGUUUAAUGAGCGUAUAGUGUAAAAGCACUUUGAGUGCCUUGAUGGUGGAAGGUCGCUAUACAAGUGUGAGUUCAUUUACCACGAACACUGCAACAAGACAAGGGCCAAGUUUACAUUGAGCCAAUAACCCACUCAUAAUAACUUGGCUACAGAGCCUUCUAAAUAUGUUUAGAAAAAAACCUGAUAUAUUCCUUUUUUAAAAAUCUUACUAUUACUCCUGAGUUAAACCUUUAAAAACUUCUGGCUAUGUACAUGACAAUCUGGAUAUCACCCUUUUAGAAAGAUAACGGUUGUGUUCCUCGCAUGUUUUGUCAACAAGGAAUUUUGGUCUUUUUAGUGCAGGUAGCAUAAUAACUGGCAAAUGAUUUUUGGAGUGUAGAGGAUACUCCUAACUUCAUUAGUGUGGCGAAAUUCUUGAACGUUGUCUUUUAUUGGCGGUAGAAAAUAUCAGGAGUAUGAGUUUUUAAAUAAAAAUGGUGCGCAAAACAUGAUGACAAGCAGAGUUUGGCAAUGUGUGGAAAUUACGUUCUCUGUGUGUGAUUGUCUACAUGCGUCACAAUUUGGGCAACAACAUCCUGAAGGGUUUACACCCUGUAUGCAAAUUUAACUGGUUUAUUCUAAAUGUCUGGAAGAAAAAGAAACCGGAUAUUGACCUUAACCCGAAUAUUGACUGCAUAUAAAUGUAGCCAAUGUGUCGACUUCCAACAGAGUGGCAUGCACGACAUCACAGGAAAACAUUUGUACAGCAGUCAAAAAUAGCACACAACCUCUGCAAGGCUGGUCAAAUAACAGUUUUCAUAAUGUCAGAGGUUUUACAGACUUAGGUGGAGGUGGCUCCUUUCAAUUUUUUAUAUCAAGUAAAAACCCUGAAGUGGAAUCCACCCCAAAAAGAAUUAUAUUGGGUUAUUUUUUCUAUUAUUGAGUCAUGUAAUGUUGAAUAUGUCAUGAAGUGUUUUUAUUCUAAGUGUUACAAUGCACUAUUAGCAUGGUGAGAACAUAUUUGAGAACAGUUAGUAGUCAAAUAUUUCACACACAACAAUGAAUUGUUUACAGUGAGCCUGAAUGCUAUUUCAAUCCUAUGUCUUUUCAUAGUGGUAUGUAAAUGAUACCUCUCCUCUGAACAGGAAACAUUUAGACAGUUACCAUUGUAGCAUGAACUGUAUUGUGACCAUUUUUACCUCUUCAAGCAGUCAAUAUAGGAUAUUGAAUUCAUGCCCUGUUUUUUCUGGGAGUAGUACUGAAUGUGUCCUACACCGGAUGCCUAAUGUUUCUCAGUAUGCUUCAAGGAUAGCUUUAAUUAGGAUUAUUUUUUUUUAAUUUUUUUUUUUUUUUUUUAAUAGCAACUGUAAAUUGAACCUUGAACCGUUCUUGCCUUUGUGUACCCAUUUGUUUGGUUACUGUAACUUUUUGUCUCAAACCAUCUCCUAAAAUAUUGUAGUAGUUGAAAAUGACUUUAAAUCAGUCAUGGAAACUGGUGAUGAGGCAAACUCUGUGUUGUGAAUGACACUUAAUUCAAUGCAAACUAUCCUAUGCCUGACUUAAUUUUAUAUCAACUAUUUUGUUUUAAACAUUUUUAAGAUUGUAUUUUGUUAAAUAAAGAUUCCCACCGCGAGUUUCUUUUCUGCAGUUU
Messenger RNA from Corythoichthys intestinalis (scribbled pipefish), 2460 nucleotides. RefSeq names its product small vasohibin binding protein (gene svbp). Gene Ontology annotation, biological process: protein secretion; negative regulation of protein ubiquitination. The transcript is spliced from 3 exons. Gene Ontology annotation, cellular component: apical part of cell. Lineage: Eukaryota; Metazoa; Chordata; Actinopteri; Syngnathiformes; Syngnathidae. The record is from RefSeq and is a predicted model, not a curated record. Bases 247 to 447 code for a protein of 66 amino acids.